This is a messenger RNA of Melospiza georgiana, 864 nucleotides long. Its product is annotated as erythroblast NAD(P)(+)--arginine ADP-ribosyltransferase-like. Bases 13 to 864 code for a protein of 283 amino acids. NCBI's taxonomy places the organism in Eukaryota, Metazoa, Chordata, Aves, Passeriformes, Passerellidae. The record is from RefSeq and is a predicted model, not a curated record. The transcript has 2 exons. Gene Ontology annotation, molecular function: NAD+-protein-arginine ADP-ribosyltransferase activity; NAD+ poly-ADP-ribosyltransferase activity.
CCUCUCCCUGCCAUGGCCCCCUUGGUUCAGACCCUGGCACUGCUGGCAAUGGCCAUGGCCACCACAGCUGUCGAGGUGGUGAACCUGGACAUGGCUCUGAACUCCUUCGAUGACCAGUACCAGUGCUGUGGCCCUGCCAUGACUGCGGCAUUGCCAGCCCUCAACAACUCCGAGUUCGAGCAGAACAAGAAGUUUGCCGAGGUUUGGGGAAAGGCUGCAGCCAAGGUGCAGAGUCAGGGGCCCCCUAAGUCCCCUCUGUCCACAGGCCAGGCCACUGCCAUCAUGGCCUUCACAAUGGAUGACCUGUCCAGUGUGUUCAAUGAUGCUGUGCACGUGGCCGGGAGCUCCAGCCAGGAAUACCGGGACAAUUUCCACUUCAAAACACUGCAUUUCCUGCUGACAAACGCUACAGUGACGCUGAAGAACAAUCUGGAAAGGAAGUGUUAUGAUGUGUCCCAGGAGGUGUGUGAGACCCAGUUCAAGGCACGGGAACAUGAAAUAGUCCGGUUUGGUAAUUUCACAACAAUGGAGUCGAGCCCACUGCCUGGAAAGUGCCCUGAGGAGGGGACAGUGUUCCAGGUGCACACGUGCCAGGGCGUGGACAUCAAGGUUUACGCUGCAAAUUCUGAAACUGAUGGGGUGCUGGUGCUGAUCCCACCCUUUGAGACCUUUGAGGUCACCAAAUACACCGAGACAGGACGGAAGACAGAGAUUGAGCUCCAGUCUGCCGGGCCCUUCAGCAAAUACCAGUGCGAGUGGCAGAAAGAUCACGCCACAGGUGGGAGCGUCCCCAGGGCCACCUUCCAUGUUGGAGGACUCCUCCUGGCCACCACAGCCCUGGCAGUGGCAACAGGGAUCCUCUGA